Molecule: messenger RNA, 2046 nt
Organism: Lachancea mirantina
Lineage: Eukaryota; Fungi; Ascomycota; Saccharomycetes; Saccharomycetales; Saccharomycetaceae
Source: the annotation of a GenBank genome assembly
AUGGCUGGCCAUUACGACGGGUUCGUUCCAAUCCAUUGCAUUUUCUAUUCGGUAUUUCAUCCAACCGAGGGGACCAAAGUCAGGUACGAAUUUCCUCCGGGAUGUAUUGCAGCAAGUGGUAUCAAUUUUGAUACGAUAAAAAAUUAUAUCAUACCAAAACCACAGCUUUGUAACAAGUUGUUGACGUUUAAAUAUGGUUCAUACAGAUUGGUUUGUUAUCCUGUGAAUGUCGUUGCGCCUUUCUAUGCUAGGAAUUCUUUUAACUUCAAUUUUGUAUUUGUCUUUCCAUAUGAAUGCGCUACAACUCCAUAUGAGCCUGCAAUCGCUCGACUAGGAAAAAUGUUCAGAGUGUUAGAAGAACAAUCGCAAAUACUGUCCAAAGCCGAAUUGGAUCAGGUGUAUUACCAUCUGAAGAGCGACGACGCCAAGGGUGACCAGAAUAACGGAAUGGAUAUGCCAGACGAGAAGGAUCGACUGAAGGACAGUCUUGGCUCAGUUAAACCGAAGGAUAAAACUUACAUUUUUGAGAAAUAUCAGGAAAUUAUCAGUGACUUGAACAAAUCUGAUCGCAAGUUAUCUGUCAAAGAUUUGAUCACGAAAAUUUACCAGGAUCUCAACAAUUAUUCAGAAUGUUUGAUACCGAUUGAUUCUGGAAAUUCGGUGGAUACAAAAUUAUUCCCAUUACUGACUCCUCCUAACUCCUGUUUUUCGUUCGAAGAUGUCCCAAUAGCCACGGUAAAUUUGUCAAAAUUGAUUGAUGUAAAUUGGGAUCCCACAAUGCUUAAGAUAAUCCCGUACAUCAAUGGUAUUAACAGCAUUUCCAAGAUCGCACACUGCAGUGAUAGCAACGUUGAACUUGUUAUCGAAUGCGUCAAACAUUUGAUCUAUUACCAUUGCGUGGUCCUAGUGGACAUAUUUCAGUUCAGCAACAUUUAUGCGCCAACAAGCGACCUGGAAAAAUUUCUUUCUGAUCCAUCGGUUGCAUCUGCAUGCCAAGCAUACGUGUCUUUUCCUGACAAUUCCCCCAUCAACGAUCUACCGUUUACGCGGAAGCCUCAAGCCUCCAUGAAAAAACAGAAUCAGAGCAGUAUAUCUAUUGAUUCUUCAAGGCGGAAAAGUGUUUCUUCGAGAGCCGGUUCCAUGUCAUCAGAUGCAGAUUCCUUAGAUUUGAAACACCGGUCACUAUCUUCCCGUGGCUCUUCAGUGCCCCUUGCCAGCGUUUCCGAUGCGAGCUUGAGUAGUUCAAAUCGAUUCAAGCCCAACGGGAGAGAGUACGCAACGAAAUCGAGCCUUUUUGAUCUCUACAGAUCUUUCCAGCAGGGACAAACGGUCAAGGAUUGGUACGCCCUAAAUUACGAGAAAAUAAAACUAGGAAACGUUGACGUGCGCAGGCUUAUUUCUUUUGGCUUGAUCCACGGUCUCAUAUACAGAUGCUACGCUUAUCCAAUUACAAAAAGUAUGAGUUUCCUUGGCAUUGCGAAGGCCCUUAACAGUUUAGACGACUUUAAAGAGACGAAAGGCCAACAGCAUAGAAGGCCUCACAAACUUAACGUUUUAUCGACAGCCGAUAUCCAGGUGGGUAUUGAGCAUGACAAGCGUGGCGAGCUCAGAUUGCUUGGCAAACACAAGUCCAAUUCUCAGUUGGCGGAUGAGGUCCUUCAAGAGGUGUAUCGAAAGCUUGCACCAAAUAAGUUGCUUGCAGGAGGAAUCAACUCAGAAUCUACCAUCAGUUUAGCCACUGAUGAUACGGGUUCAAGGGACACAACUUUUCGUAAAGAAAAAUCUGAUCCCACACUACUAAAUCGUGGAAAUAAGGUCGCAUUUGAUAUUAAAGAGCGGUCUCCGCUCUCUCAAAUACAGAUGGAAGGAUUUCAUAGAAAUGAACUGUCUGUGCUUAGACCUCGAAAGCGUGAAGAAUUUGUCUUAUUACAAUCGCUCAAGCAAGCCGAGUCUUUAGACAAGAUUUGCACGAGAUUGGACAAGGAUAGGAAAGCGGUCACCGGAAUGAUCAAAGAUCUGGGGUCAUAUCAUAUAGUAAAUUGUUAG